AUGGCAUCACAUCGUCUUUUAAUGGUACUAGCGUUGAUUUCUGUUACCAUUCAUCUGAAGGCAAGUAAACCAAUCUCAUCUAGUGAAAUUAUUACGAAAAAACGACGUACAAAUCUUGAUUAUUUUGCUUUAUUGGACGAAGAUGAUAAUGAAGAAGAUUUUAUUUACAAUAGGUCACCUGAUUAUGAAGUACAAACACUAAGGAAUUAUUGGAUUAAACGACUUUAUGAAUUUUUACUAUUCAAUCUACAGAACAACAAUCCAGAUAGUGCUCAUUAUGAAGAUAAACCAAAUCAAAAGUCUCAUAACGUCUAG
Didymodactylos carnosus is the source of this 315-nucleotide messenger RNA. Lineage: Eukaryota; Metazoa; Rotifera; Eurotatoria; Philodinida; Philodinidae. The record is from the annotation of a GenBank genome assembly.